AUGGCUUCCUCCUCCUCGAACGUCGUUGGCGUACACUACCGAGUGGGCAAGAAGAUAGGAGAGGGCUCCUUUGGUGUUAUUUUCGAAGGCACCAAUCUUCUCAACAAUCAACAAGUGGCCAUCAAAUUCGAACCCAGAAAAAGCGAUGCUCCUCAAUUGCGAGAUGAAUAUCGUACAUACAAAAUCCUAGUCGGUUGCCCUGGCAUUCCCAAUGUGUAUUAUUUCGGGCAGGAAGGUCUGCACAACAUCCUGGUGAUCGAUCUUUUGGGCCCCAGUCUGGAAGAUCUCUUCGAUCAUUGCAACAGACGAUUCUCCAUCAAGACCGUGGUAAUGGUUGCCAAACAGAUGCUUUCGAGAGUCCAAACGAUCCACGAGAAAAAUCUCAUCUACCGCGACAUCAAACCUGACAAUUUCCUGAUCGGCAGGCCCGGUACGAAAGCGGCUAACGUCAUUCAUGUGGUCGACUUCGGGAUGGCAAAACAAUACCGAGACCCUAAAACUAAGCAGCAUAUCCCCUACCGUGAGCGGAAAUCUUUGUCGGGCACAGCCCGUUAUAUGAGUAUCAAUACACAUUUAGGCCGGGAACAGUCGCGGCGUGAUGAUCUGGAAGCUCUUGGACAUGUUUUCAUGUACUUUCUGAGAGGAGGCCUCCCAUGGCAAGGACUAAAGGCAGCAACCAACAAACAAAAAUACGAGAAGAUAGGAGAGAAGAAGCAAACUACUGCGAUCAAGGAUCUUUGCGAAGGAUUCCCAGAGGAAUUCAACAAAUAUCUUAGCUACGUCCGAAACCUUGGAUUCGAGGAUACCCCCGAUUAUGACUUUUUACGCGACCUUUUCACGCAGGCCCUGAAAAACAGUGGCGAGGUCGAGGAUGGGGAAUAUGACUGGAUGAAACUGAACGGCGGACGCGGCUGGGAGGCGAUGAAAGCCCACCCAUCCGCGGCGCAUCUACACAACGUCAACCCUCCAGCUGAUGCAUCGGCGCGUGCGUUGCAUGGAGCUUCUGCCAUACGCCAAGAUGGUGGGCAACGGCCAUCGCGAGACCGAGGAGCUAUAUCGGCGGAUCGUUUAAACGCAGCGCAGCCCCCGCCCCCGGGUUCCCCAGCGAAACCUGGAGUGGCAGCCAUGGGGAAGAGCGCUCGAGAUCGCACAAGCGGCGCCGCGGGGGGUAACAUUCCUAAGAGGAGUAGUGCUUUAGCGGGACAACUGGAUAUGAAUACCCCUCCCGCCAGUACCCAGGCGCAGUUCCAAAACAGCAACGCAAACCUGGUGGGAUCCCAGCCUCGCACGAGUCCAGCCGCCGGGGCUUUGCAGAGUAGCCAGGGAAGGCCUCCUCAGCAACAAGAUCAACAGCCUGGAUUUUUCCAAAAGAUUGCGAAACUGAUUUGUUGUGGUAUGUCGUGA
Messenger RNA from Exophiala spinifera, 1404 nucleotides. RefSeq lists its product as uncharacterized. NCBI's taxonomy places the organism in Eukaryota, Fungi, Ascomycota, Eurotiomycetes, Chaetothyriales, Herpotrichiellaceae. The transcript is spliced from 5 exons. Gene Ontology annotation, molecular function: ATP binding; protein serine/threonine kinase activity. Gene Ontology annotation, biological process: signal transduction; peptidyl-serine phosphorylation; endocytosis. Gene Ontology annotation, cellular component: nucleus; cytoplasm. The record is from RefSeq and is a predicted model, not a curated record. Bases 1 to 1404 code for a protein of 467 amino acids.